AUGCAAGAGGCAAAGCCCAGCCAGUGCACCCAUCAUACCAUGCGCACAGCAGCUUGCAAGGCUGCGAAUUGGUUUGUCGAGGGCACGCAAUGCAUGUUCUACCUGCUGCCGCCCAAACGUUUAUCUCUGUCGAAGGGAGACAAGGUCCCCAACCUGAUCAGCAGUCAUGGCUUCGGCAUGUUCUUGGUCAUGAUUGUGACGGAGAUCGCUGUGGGUGCUUGCGUCGCCCAGAAGAGCUUGUACCGGUUCAAUGACUUGAUGGCUUCUAUCUCCUCGGGCACGUGUCAGCAGCUUUUUGUCGCGCUAAUGGCGAAGUUUGCGGAUCCCAAAGCCACCUUCCGGUUUGUCAAUGAACGCUGCAAGCUGGUGGAUUUUGACGUGAAAGGCAAGCCCUUGCUUGCGUGGAUCUUCCUCUUCUUGGGAAUUGACCUUGGCUACUACUGGGCCCACCGCAGUUUGCAUGUGCUACACGUUGGAUGGGCUGCCCACAGCGCACACCACGCCGGGGAAGACUAUAACUUGGCCACUGCGCUUCGGCAGGGAGCUUUGCAGCCAGCCAUGACUUGGCUCUUCGCGCUACCCUUGGCCCUGUUCUUUCCGGCAGAGUCCAUCCAGAUACACUUGCAGCUCAACACUUUGUAUCAAUUCUGGAUACACACCGAACUUUGUGGAAGGCUCGGUCCGCUAGAGUAUGUGUUCAACACACCUUUCCACCACAGAAUGCAUCAUCGACCCCCUGGGAAUUGCAACUACGGCGGGGUGCUGGUUAUUUGGGACCGACUUUUCAGGACAUAUGAAACUGAAACGGAGCGCUUGGAUUACUUUGGCCUAGCGCAGCCAGCUGGGACUUUCAACGCUGUGGACCUGAACCUCCAACACUGGCGCAAGAUGGGCCGAUUUCAUCUCCUUCGCGGCGGCUGCUUCUGGCAGCUGCUACGCUCUUCGGUGUCGAAGCGGGCCAGCCACAAGUUAGCAUGGUCGCCGGGUGAGUUGCUGCAGUCCUAUGACGCCAUGGCAGAAGACAAGAGCUCCUGGAGCUUGCCUGGGAAGGAGGUCAGACCAAAGUAUGGAGGAGCAGAACUUCAACUGAUGGGCAAAGCAGCGGCCAUCGCGAUGUUUUUGGGUGCGUUCCUCUGCUUGCAGAGGGUUGGCAAGCCCGCAGACCGACCCAAACUCCAGCUUCUAUGCGCUGCCGCUGGAGGAUUUACCUGGCUUCAUGCGCUUGGUGACUUCCUGGACACAGGAACCUACCACUCAUCAUUGGUGGGGCAACUUUGCUUGGCUGCUGCCUUUACCAGUUUGGACAUGGGGCUGUUCCCGCGGGGCCAGACAUGA
Molecule: messenger RNA, 1335 nt
Organism: Symbiodinium pilosum
Lineage: Eukaryota; Dinophyceae; Suessiales; Symbiodiniaceae
Source: the annotation of a GenBank genome assembly